This is a messenger RNA of Ctenopharyngodon idella (grass carp), 5461 nucleotides long. RefSeq names its product sushi, nidogen and EGF-like domains 1 (gene sned1). The transcript has 32 exons. Gene Ontology annotation, cellular component: plasma membrane; protein-containing complex. The coding region runs from base 803 to 4963 and encodes 1386 amino acids. Lineage: Eukaryota; Metazoa; Chordata; Actinopteri; Cypriniformes; Xenocyprididae. Gene Ontology annotation, molecular function: calcium ion binding; protein binding. The record is from RefSeq and is a predicted model, not a curated record. Gene Ontology annotation, biological process: cell-matrix adhesion; heterophilic cell-cell adhesion; establishment or maintenance of epithelial cell apical/basal polarity.
ACUUUUGCAUAUUUUCCUCCUCUUGAACAGGCAUCUUGAGCACAAUAUACAAGGAGUGCACUAUAUAUGCAUCAUAUCACAUGCCAGAUUCUGGAACUCUUACACUGCCAUGUAGUAGUUUGUACAACACUGAGACAUGUGCUUGUGGGUAAGGGUAUUUCUCAGCAAAGGUUAAGAGCAGAGGAGAGUGCCCUGUCAGAGUCUCUUUAAAGCAGCCCUUUGAUUACCAUAGCUCCACCCAGUGCUUAUCCAGUUACCGGUUUCUCCUCAGCUAUUGGAUGAGAGUUCCUAAUCAUGCAAGGUAGUGAAUCCCUGGGGGGGUGGGGCUGGGUCUGAAAGAACUCCUUUGGCAGGCAGAAUAGAGGUUUUAUUGAGGAUAUUUCUAAACUAACCAUCAGGGACCAAGUCACUGGAUUGUAAAAAAAAAAAAAAAAAAAAAAAAAAAAAAAUAGAGCCGAAUCACUCUGCUCCCUCUCCUUCUUUCUCUCCCUCACUCUGUUCAUUUCAGUGAGCGGCACGGAGCACAGCAGCUCUUGAGCACCCAGCAGCACACAGAAUGCAAGGAAUCUACCCCCUUGUCUUAGACCAACAGCCCAAGUACCAGGGCUGAGAGAAGAUCUGAGAGGAAACAAAGGGUGGAAUUAGAAACCAAAAGAGGAAAGUUUACAGAAACAGGGAGAAGAAAGACAAGGAGAGUAUCAUUGGUUGAGCAUUUGGCACUGGUGUUUAGAGUUGUCUUCUUGCCCUCUGUGAGUGUCCAGGAUCCUAGUCCUCUCCUCUCCAUCCCUGUGCAGACAAGGUCAUGGGGUGGCUGAGGAGACCAGUGCUCUCCAUGUGCAUGCUUCUUAUUUUGCUUCAUGGCAUGGAGGCAGCUGUACCUUUGGAGGAUUUCUACCCAUUUGGGCUGGAUGAAGGUGACUCCCAGACCAUCGAGCAAGAUGAUGGGGGAUCAGGACUGAUAGAAAUAUCCGCGUCUUUCCCUUUCUUCGGAGAACGGCACACCGGACUCUAUGUCAACAACAAUGGCCUGGUGUCUUUUCUGAGAGAGGUGUCCCAGUUUACUCCUGUGGCAUUCCCUAUUGCUGGAGACCGCAGGGUGGUGGCUCCGUUCUGGGCAGAUGUAGACAACCGGAGGGCAGGAAAAGUCUUUUAUCGAGAGAGCAAAGAUCCCGCUAUCCUGAGAAGAGCCACUGCAGACGCUAAUCGUUACUUCCCUGAGUUCCCUAUGUUUGUCACCACAUGGGUGCUGAUUGCUACCUGGCAUCAAGUCACAUUUUUUGGUGGCAGCUCAAUAACUCCGGUCAAUACAUUUCAAGUAGUUCUUAUCACAGAUGGUGAGCUCUCCUUCACCAUCUUCCAGUAUCACAAUAUUACCUGGACAACAGGGAUGCAUGCUACAAGUGGUGGUGACCUAGCAGGCUUAGGGGGCAUAGCUGCACAGGCAGGUUUUAAUGCUGGCGAUGGGAGGCGCUAUUUCAACAUCCCAGGCUCUCGGACAGAUGAUAUUGUUGACGUUGAAACCACCACGAAUGUGGGCUUUCCUGGUCGUUGGGUCUUUCGUAUUGAUGAUUCUCAGGUGCAAGUGGGUGGCUGCAAUGACUCAGCUUUGGUCUGUGCUAACUUAAGGCCCUGUCAAAAUGGUGGCCGUUGCAUUGAUGACUGCAUCACUGGAAAUCCCUCCUUCACUUGCUCGUGUUUAGCUGGCUUCACUGGACGCAGGUGCCAGAUAGAGGUUGAUGAGUGCUCCUCAUACCCCUGUCAGAAUGGAGGCACAUGUGUGGACAAAAUCAACCACUUCAUCUGCCUGUGUCCACUGGGAUUCAUAGGGACAACCUGUGAGACGGACAUAGACGAGUGCCAAGAGACCCCAUGCCUCAAUGGAGCACAGUGCAUACAGGGUGUCGGCAACUUCACCUGUGUAUGCCAAGCAGGUUACACUGGGUUCCUAUGUGAGUCAGACAUCAAUGAAUGCGCAUCCAUGCCAUGUUUGAAUGGAGGUGUGUGUGAAGACCUGCUGAAUAACUACACCUGCACCUGUACGGCAAACUUCACUGGAAGCCACUGUGAGACAGAGUUAGUUGUAAUGGAAAAUUCCUCUACCACCGAUGCUGCAAAUCAGACAGUUCCCUGUUAUGGAGAGAGCUGUGAAAAACGUCAAAUCUGCGAGUACACUGGCUCUGGAAACUACAACUGCACCUGUACCCCCGGUUAUUAUGGUGACGAUUGUGAAGAGGAGUGUCCCUGUCAGAACGGAGGAUUUUGUGUUGAUGUGAAUGGCACCUGUGAAUGUCCGACAGGCUUCACUGGACUCUACUGUCAGUUUGAGGUAACACAAACACCCUGUAGUAACAACAGACCGUGUCCGGAUGGAGGCCCAUGCUUGGAGUAUGGCGGCACGUACCUCUGCACCUGCCAAACCGGUGUCGAAUUCGAUCACAAGGACUUCUACCCAUAUGUACAGCCCCGAUCAGCCUGUGAUUCUUCACCGUGUCAGAACGGAGGUUAUUGCUAUGAGAGAGAUGGAGGCUACAUCUGCGAGUGCAAGUAUGGCUACAGAGGCCAGCACUGCGAAAAAGUCAGAUUAAGUACCUGUGCCUCUGGUCCCUGUCGUAAUGGAGGCUCUUGUAAAGAAGAAGCUGACAGCUACCGGUGUGUCUGUCCCUACCGUUUCACAGGGAAACACUGUGAAGUGGGAAAGCCGGAUCCUUGUGCUUCCAGUCCCUGUCUGAACGGGGGAACAUGUUUCCACUACAUUGGUAAAUACAAAUGUGAGUGCUCCUCAUCCUUCAUAGGAAGACACUGCGAGAUCAACAGAGGAUCCAAUCCAGCUUUGGAAGCAGGUCUGAACUGUGGCCCCCCUGUGAAAGUCAAGCAUGCAGAGGUGCAGUAUUCCUCCACUACCCCAGGCUCCAUGGCUCUGUAUGCAUGCCACCCAGGCUACACUCCCCUUCCCAGGGCCACCCAGAGCAUCUGCAGCAGCCAGGGGUCCUGGAGCCAGCCUCCAGUCUGUGAAGAGAUAAACGAGUGUUUGUCUCAGCCGUGUAUGAAUGGGGGAACUUGUCGUGAUAGGGUAGCCUCCUACCUGUGUGAAUGUGAAGACGGUUUUACCGGCCAGCGCUGUCAAACAGAUAUUGAUGAAUGCCUUUCUGAACCAUGUAAGCACGGAGGUACAUGCGAGGAUCAGCCUGGCUCUUACUUCUGCCACUGCCAGAAGGGCUAUGCUGGACAGGACUGUGAGAUAGAACAGGAUGGAUGUGAGCCAAAUCCCUGCUUGAAUGGAGGUGUAUGCCGAGGCUACAGGAGGAACCACCUGUGUGUGUGUAAAGAGGGUUAUGUUGGAGACCGCUGCCAGACAUUGGAGAACCCAUGUGUACUGCAGCCGUGCGGGAACCGAGGUGUCUGUUGGAGUGAUAGGAGGGGGAACUACAGCUGCGCCUGCAGGGUGGGCCACACAGGGAGAGACUGUGAGAGAGACCUGUUGCCUCCAUCUGGCCUGCAUGUGUUGCGGGUAGAAGAAAAUGAAGUCGAGUUACGCUGGGAUCAGUCAGAUGCCACUCAGAAUUUGAUCAGCGGCUUUGCUGUUGCCUUUGCUCCUAUUGGUCGAGGACCAAGGAAGACAGACUUCCUGGAGAAGCAGCAUUCUACCUAUGUGCUGCAGGGUCUGAACCCCGGACAGCUUUACAACAUCUCCACCUUCUCUGUCAAACGCAACACCAACAGCAAUGACAUAAGCCAGCCAGCUUUCGCUCUCAUCCGCACUAGACCACGUAAAGUGGAACAGCUGGAGGUAGUGAAUGUGUCGUCUUCUCAGGUAUGGCUUCGGUGGCUGGUGCAUGUUGGCCGCCAUGCUGCGAUCAGUCAGGUUCGAGUGUCUCUGGUGCCUGCAGAUGGCAGUGGACCUCGCACAGCCGUGCUCAAUAGCAGCGUCACAGACUACACCUUCAGCACAUUGCUCCCAGGUCAGAUGUACACAGUAGACGUAGUCACACAGAGUGGUUUGCGCCCUGAAGACCUGCCAUCAACCAGCAAAUCUGCUGGACCACUGCACUUCUGGACCAGGCCGCUUCCACCUCAGAAUCUUUCACUCUCCCAUAUCACCACCACCUCUGCUCGGGUCACAUGGGACCAUCAUCCUCGUAGUCUUCCAGACGGUUUUGUAGUUAAUAUUACUCGAGGCCUGAGCACCCGUAGCCGCUACCUACCUGAUGGAAGUUUGGGGACAUACACCCUACGAGACCUCAUUCCAGGACAGCAUUACCGACUUGCCCUCACUGCUGUACGCAAAACGGCCAAGGACAACAUUCAGAGUGUCCCUCAGCACCUAGCCUUCACCACACUACCAAUUCUAAAGGACCAAAGCAGAGGUGACAGACCUCAGGGAGGACAGGACCAACAGAUGGGACAGACUUUGACACAAAUUCAAGAUGGAGUCACAGAUGAGCAAACAGAAAUCCUUGAAGAGCCACUAAAAUAUACAGAGCUUAUUGAUGGAAGAGGGAGAAUUACAGCUAAAUUUACCAAACUUCCACAUAAAACUAUCAGACAUCGCACAAAGCCUGAUCCUCCAAUCAAGUUAGAAAAGAUGGAAGAAACCACCAAUAAGAUCAGUCUAGCUCUGGAAAUUCCUCAAGAAGUGCCAAAGAGUAAAUCUGAGUCAUCCCAAGACUGCAGAACUCAGCCCUGCCAGAAUGGUGGAACCUGUGCGCAGAUCAACGAGUCGUUCAGCUGCGACUGUGCCACUGGUUUCAAAGGCAGACGGUGUGAGCUAUAUUGUCAGCGAGUGCCUCACCCAUGUACUCGCCUUUACUCUGAAACAAAGAGUGUGCCUGUGUGGGAGGAUGGUGUUUGCCAUUAUUUGUACAAAAGGACAUAUAAAGUUCAGCAGGAUGUUUGUUUUAAAGAGAUCUGUGAGCCUUUGCUGCCUAAGAAAACUCCAAACAGAAGAACUCAGAAACAACAAUAGUAGUGGAGGCUGAAUCAAUGACAACUUUGGGAAGUAAUUGUCUCAGUUCAAAUGAGGAUGCAUUCACAUCAUUGUUGACCCUUUCUUGCAUCACUGGUCACCUUUCAUUGCCUACAUUGUCCUAUGGAUGCAUUUGGUCCUAUACAGCUCCAGAUCUGUAGAUGACCUUCGACCAUAUGAUUUAGGAGUUACCUGCAUCAAUUAGCAUACCUCAAAUGUAAAUAUUAUGAGAUAUUGACAUGUAGUGGCCGUCAAGUCCCUCAGGGAAUUUUUUUGAAUUAUUGCCUGUUCAAUCUCCAAAACUUACCGGAAUUUUCAUUCAACCAUACGUUCAAGCCUGGUUCUCUCCUACAGCAAGACUGCACAAAAUACUGGAAAAAAAUGUCACAUCAUUGUUUCUGUUUGUGUAAAGCAAAACUGUCUGCUAGCUACCAUGUAAAUAGUGUUUAUAGUCUGUUUUUGUAGUUGAAUAUUUUAAUAAUAAAAAUGUUAAAACUU